Molecule: messenger RNA, 312 nt
Organism: Plasmodium gallinaceum
Lineage: Eukaryota; Apicomplexa; Aconoidasida; Haemosporida; Plasmodiidae
Product: histone H4, putative
Exons: 1
Coding region: 1-312 (103 amino acids)
Biological process (GO): nucleosome assembly
Cellular component (GO): nucleosome
Molecular function (GO): structural constituent of chromatin; DNA binding; protein heterodimerization activity
Source: RefSeq, a predicted model, not a curated record
AUGUCAGGAAGAGGUAAGGGAGGAAAAGGAUUGGGAAAAGGAGGCGCAAAGAGACAUAGAAAAAUUUUAAGAGAUAACAUUCAAGGUAUUACAAAACCAGCAAUCAGACGUUUAGCAAGAAGAGGUGGAGUAAAGCGUAUUUCUGGUUUAAUAUAUGAAGAAAUAAGAGGUGUUUUGAAAGUAUUCUUAGAAAAUGUAAUAAAGGAUUCAAUCAUGUAUACUGAGCACGCAAAGAGAAAAACAGUCACUGCUAUGGAUAUUGUGUAUUCAUUGAAAAGACAAGGAAGAACAUUAUAUGGUUUUGGAGGUUAA